This is a messenger RNA of Nerophis ophidion (straightnose pipefish), 4962 nucleotides long. RefSeq names its product DENN domain-containing protein 4B-like. Gene Ontology annotation, cellular component: cytoplasmic vesicle. Gene Ontology annotation, biological process: regulation of Rab protein signal transduction. The coding region runs from base 169 to 4506 and encodes 1445 amino acids. Gene Ontology annotation, molecular function: protein binding. The transcript is spliced from 28 exons. The record is from RefSeq and is a predicted model, not a curated record. Lineage: Eukaryota; Metazoa; Chordata; Actinopteri; Syngnathiformes; Syngnathidae.
CUGACAACUGUGAGCGGAAGUGAGCGACACUGCCGCUGCCUUGACACCGUGCAACGAUUCACGGAUCAAACAUGGACGUCACAUGUGAGCCAAUGACCCAAACAUGAUCGCCGCUGCCUUCUGCGGGACGAACCAGCAAAGACGAGCAGAGGCGGGACCAUCAGCGGCAUGACGGAGGAGAAAUGUCCCCAGCUGGUGGACUACUUCGUAGUGGCGGGACUCGACCCCGCGGGACCCUGGAAACCUCUGGACGACGAUGCUAAGGCCGUGUCGUCCAUGCCCUCACCGGGCCGGGCGACGGAGCCCGUCACCGACCUGGCGGUCAUCGCUCGCGGCCUGGGGGAGGAAGUGCCUGAAGGCUUCACGUGCAUUGACAAGUCGCUGGGCGGCCACUCGGCCGAGCUGACCGCUGGACUCAUCAACAACCCUCACCUGUACCUGUGCUACAGGAGAGGGCGGGACAAACCCCCCGUCCUCGACCUUGGGGUCUUGUACGAAGGCAAGGACCAGCUGAAGACAGGCUGGUACAUCAUCGAGACCACGCCUUACAGUCGCUCUGCCAACCUGAGCUCUGGCAGCGGGCCGACGGCACACCGCGUCUUCCUCACCUAUCGGCGAGCUCCGGACUCGCAGGGUCUGCACUCGCUGGGCGUGACCGACAUCGCUGUGACGCUACCUAGCAAGGGCGAGGUGGCGCCACACACCUUCUGCCGCGUGGACAAGAACCUCAACACGGGCAUGUGGGGACCGGCUGUGUACGUGUGCUACAAGCGAGCCGUGGCCAAAGCCAACGCCUUGGUCUACGAGGCCGGUCUGCUCAGUCGCUACCCCGAAGACGACCAGGAGGCGUUCCCGCUGCCGGAGUCGGUGCCCGUCUUCUGCCUGCCGAUGGGCGUGUCCGUGGAGAGCUGGCCUCUGAACGCCAAGUAUCAGCUGCCCGUCUUCUCCACCUUCGUGCUCACCUCCGCCUGUGGGGACAAGGUGUACGGCGCCGCCAUCCAGUUCUACGAGGCCUUCCCGAGGGAGGUUCUGUCGGAGCGGCAGAGCGUGCGACUGGGCCUGCUCAGCGUGGUGGACCGCAGGCCCAUCACGGAGCGCACCCUGCAGGUGAAGAAGAGCAUCUGCGUGUUGUCUCACUGGCCCUUCUUCACCGUCUUCCAGAAGUUUCUCACCUUCGUCUACAGAUACUCCGUCUCCGGCCCACAUGUCCUACCUCUGGAGAAACACAUCUCCAGCUUUAUGCACAAUGUUCCCUUCCCGUCCGCCCAGCGGCCACGUAUUCUGGUUCAGUUGUCUUCCUACGACAACCUUCUCCUCUGCCAGCCUGUCUCCUCACCGCUCCCACUCAGUGGGGCGAGCUUCCUGAAGCUGCUCCAGAACUUGGGUGCAGGCAACACGUGCACACUCCUGCUGGCCGUCCUCACGGAACACAAAGUUCUGCUGCAUUCGCUGCGUCCCGACGUGCUGACGGCGGUCAGCGAGGCGCUGGUGUCCAUGAUGUUCCCGCUGCGCUGGCUGUGCCCGUACAUCCCCCUGUGUCCGCUCCAGAUGGCGGAAGUGCUGCUGGCGCCGGUGCCGUUCAUCGUGGGCGUGCACUCCAACUACUUCGACAUCUACGACCCCCCCGCCGACGUGGUGUGCGUGGACCUGGACACCAACACGGUCUUCCAGGUGGAGGACAAGAAGCCGUUGUCAUGGCGAUCGUUACCCAGAAAACACGGCAAGGUCCUGUUCAACACCCUCAGCAACCUCCACAGGACGCUGGAGCAGAUUUGCUCCCCCGGCCAGGAGGAGGCGACGCUGGAGUUUCUCCUGACCGACUUUGACCAGAUGUACCGGCGGCAGAAGCAGCUGGAGUUGGAGAUCCAGGAGGCUUUCCUGCGCUUUAUGAGCUGCCUGCUGCGAGGCUACCGCUCCUUCCUGCUACCCAUCACGCAGGCGCCCUCCGACACCACCACCGACUGCAGCUCCCUCUUCAACCUACAGGGCUUCCUGAAAUCCCGCGAUCGCACACAGCAGAAGUUCUUCUCGCAGCUGACCAAAACGCAGAUGUUCACGCAGUUCAUUGAGGAGUGCUCCUUCGUCAGCGACCGCCACGUCUGCCUGGAGUUCUUCGACGAGUGCGUCCAGAAGGUGGACGUGGAAAAGCCGGAAGACGUGCGACUCAUCGACCUGGACGAGACUCCCUGCGGAGAACACACCGUCUUCAUCAUGCCGCCCGAGGAACCGCAGGAAGCUGACGGCUCAGAGUGCCCCGCCCUCUACAGUUACGACACCUUUCCCACUCUGAGGGCGGAGCUCUUGGACCAGCCACAGGACCGCCUCCGCGUCCCUGCCAAGGGCAGCGCCCCCAGCAGCCCCGCCCCCCGACGCACCAAACAGGAGAUCAAGUUAGCGCAGAAGCGCGCUCAGAAGUACUCUGCGCUGGCCGACAUGUGGUCCAAGUGUCUUCUGGGUCACAUGUACGGCCUGUGGUUCCUCUACCUGCCCACCUACGUGCGUGCGCAGACCGCCAAGGUGCGCGCGUUGCACGCCGCCUACGACGUGCUGAAACACAUGGAGAACCGCAAGGUGGUGAUGCCCGACGAGGUGUGUUACAGGAUCCUGAUGCAGCUGUGCAGUCAGUACGGGCAGCCCGUUCUCGCUGUGCGAGUCCUUCUGGAGAUGAAGAAGGCGGGGAUUACGCCCAACACCAUCACCUAUGCGUACUACAAUAAGGCGAUCCUGGAGAGCAAAUGGCCGUCGACAAAUCAGGGCGGGCGUCUGCGUUGGGCCAAGCUGAGGAACGUCCUGCUGGCCGUCGCCCUCUUCCGGCAGCCCGUCAAGCAACGACAAAAUGGCGGCCCGCCGGCAGCACGUCCAGGACAAGCGGCGAGGGACGAGCCCGGCAGGCCCCGCCCCUGCUCCUCUCUGAUUCGCCAGGCCAGUUGGAGCGGCCUGAGCGAAAGCUCCAGCCACGAGUCUCUGACAGGCUCGUUGGCGAAGAGCAGCAGCCUGAGCAGCGUCAGGGCGCCGGCCGUUGUCACGGCGACCACCACCAAACCCCCUCUGGCGCCGCCGGUUGGCACUCUGGUGCGCCGCAGCCAAAUCUGCCUGUCGUCCUUCUACGCCGAGUCGGACUGUCGUCCGACGGCGAGGGCGGCCGUCACCAGCGCGGCGGUGGACGAAAACGACAACAACGUGUCGACCCCCAGCAGGGGUCUGGUGGGAAAGGUGCAGCAGUUCCUCACGCCAACACGCCACAGGGCGGCGGUGCGACGGGCCGCCAGCGUGGACGAGCGACGAGCAGGAAAAGGGGUAGGGGCGUCGGGACGGCGGGUGUCGGAGCAGCGCCACUCCAAGAAGUCUCAGGUGUCUGAAACGCUGCUGAAAGCCAAAGAUCGCCUGGCCAACGCCACCUCGGAGAGUUCGCUGUCGGUCGGAAGUGACCUGGACCUGGCGGAGGGGGCGUAUCCUCAGCGCAAUUCCUGGGACACUAGUCAAGAGGUGGCGGGACUCGAGGUGUUAAUGUCCAGCUGCUCGCGCUGUCGCUCGUGCAACUCGCUGGUGUACGACGAGGAGAUCAUGGCGGGAUGGACGCCGGAUGAUUCCAACCUCAACUCCUCCUGCCCUUUUUGCUCCGCCUCUUUUGUGCCCUUCCUCAACGCUGAGAUCAGCGACCCCGGACCCGUCAGCAGUGGCGAACGCAGCAAGUGGAACGCAGAGGAGGAGUUGGAGAGCGGCGCGGGGCCUCCUACUGGUCACGAUGCGUCACUGCCGCCUCAGUGUAAUGGCGCGGGAGAAGACUGUGACAGAACCAAGGUGUCGACAGGAGGCGGGGCCCCGCAGGUGACCGUGGCUUACGUGAGUCCGCUGGUGCUGCGGAAGGAGCUGGAAAGUCUCCUAGAGAACGAGGGCGAGGUGCUGGCGCAGCCUCAGUUCCUGGAAAGCCAUUGCAUCAUCUUCUGGAACCUUCUGUGGUUCUUCCAACGCCUCGGCCUGCCCAGUCACCUGCUGCAGCUCGUACGGGAUUCGCCUCUGCUCGGCCCCAAACCUCAGUCAGACGGGAUGGCGCUGAGGGUGAGGCUCCUUUGGGACACGUUAAACCCGGACCCCGACACAUGGCCCCCCCUCUACGUGCUCUGGAGGCUUCACAGUGGCAUUUCCAUGCGAAGUUUCCGCUGGCGCCGCCACAACCACCCGUUCUCACUGGCCUUCUUGGAGGAGGUCCUCCGCUGGGUAGGCAUGAACGAGGUCCACAAGGCCGUCACGCUCUUUCUCGACACGCUGGCCAAGCAGCCCGCCCCGCCCCGCCUCCAGAGGAGCGUGUACCGAGAGUUCCUCUUCCUCACGUUGGCCGCCAUGGGCAAGGACCACGCCGCCGCCUUUGAUAAAAAGUACAAGGUGGCGUAUUCGCGCCUGGGCGGACUCCUGGGGAAGGACGAGCUGCGCAGGAAACGCGCUCAGCCGCCCAGCGCCAAAGCCGUCGACUGCAGACGCAGCUUCCAUCCGCCGCUGGAGUGCUGACUACCCAGCAUGCAUCGCUGCCGCCCCCUGAUGCGAGACCACGCCAGCAGCUUUGACGGCGUGCAUUCCGGUCACGUCGUCACCUCUUGCAGAGCGUUGGUGGAGAAGGUUCCAAACGCUGAUGGCCGUGAAGUUGGUCGCCCAGAGUGAUAAAGAUGGAGGCCGAAAGGACAGCAACGUUGGCUUUGUUUUGCUCGUACACACUUUGUGACGGACGCCAUAUUCCUUGUCAUCGUCCAAUGUUUACGUUUGUGGGAGGAGCCACGAUGGAGUUUGUGAUCAUGUGUUCUUUCCCGCCAUUUCAACCUUUGACUGCAGACAACAAAAUGAAACGUUUGCUUUGCUUUGAUGUUUGCGUAUUUAAAUAAACUCACUGUCGUCUUCUUUCACUAAUUUAUUCAUAGAAAUGUUUUUUUUAAUGAAGAAAAUAAAACAACCCAACAUGUUUUUGUUAGA